This is a messenger RNA of Bolinopsis microptera, 1605 nucleotides long. RefSeq names its product mediator of RNA polymerase II transcription subunit 4-like. The transcript is spliced from 4 exons. Lineage: Eukaryota; Metazoa; Ctenophora; Tentaculata; Lobata; Bolinopsidae. Bases 548 to 1258 code for a protein of 236 amino acids. Gene Ontology annotation, molecular function: transcription coregulator activity. Gene Ontology annotation, biological process: regulation of transcription by RNA polymerase II. Gene Ontology annotation, cellular component: mediator complex; core mediator complex. The record is from RefSeq and is a predicted model, not a curated record.
GAACAAUGUAUAAGGUCCAUGUUAUGACAAUGCUGCUGAGGUUCAUGCUGCUACAAUCAACUAACUUACUAACAUAUCCAGAAACGUGCUCUGAGGAGGGUUGCUUUUUCCGGGUCACAUGGACGGAGUGGACCCCCUACAUUUACAAUGUUAGCAUUCACUCCUCAAACCUUCCAUCUCACUCUUCUUUAGCUCUCUCACUAUCCAACUCUUUCUCGUUUAACAGAAUGAUACUCUGCUAUGAUGGAGCUGAUCAACCUUCUUUUAUCAAGGUGUACGAUAACUGGACAGCAAAAACAGGACAAGAUAAAGCUAUAUUUUUGGGCCAGGUGACGAGAUUAACAGAUAAGCUCACCUGCUCAUUCUCAAUGUUAAAAAGGGAACUUCCAGGCACACAUCUGAAAGUGGAUGUCUCUACAUUCAACAUGACAGAGCAGAACUCAAGCUUCCAGGCUCUGUUAAAUGCUUUUGAACUUGGGCAGGGUAUAGAGUUCAGGAAAAAUGAUAGGUUUUAUAUCAGAAGCGAUAACUUGAACACAAGGUAAUCAUGCGAAGUACACGAGACAAGUUGAUAAUGUCUCUUACAGAGCUUCAGCGCUUGGUUAUGGUGCUAAUACAGUCAGUACACAACCAAACUACCAACAACCCCCAACCUGGUCAGCCCUCCACCGAGGCUAUCACCGCUCAAAUAAUUGAGAAACAGAACCUUAUAAAUGAGAUCAUCGAGGAGGCAGAGGAGCAAGAAGAGAUACAGAGAAAAAUAGCAGCAGAGAAACAAGAAUACCACAGACUGGAGAGCGAGGUAAACAAACUUCAACAACAACUUCGACAAAGUCAACAAGUUCUGGAGAUGGUGGUAGCUUCAGCUAACGAGAAAACGGAACAAACUGAAGCAGUAAAAGAGCGACAAUGCACGGUCAGAGACUUGUUGUCGUACGCUCAUCUGAUCAGCAGCUCUUAUAGUAAUCAGAUGCCAGCCAACUGGAGUGAGCUGGACUACAGGAGACCAUGGCCUACUGAUCUGGAUAUGCGAGCUGGGGAGCUGGGGAAGUUAAGUGCUGGCCUCAUGCCAGUGCUAAGUGAAGGAGUUUUAGCAGAACGCCAGGCGCUGCAAGCCAAACAGUGGAAACAGCAGCAGCCCCUUAAUCAAGUAUCCGAGCUGGAAUCUCAAGAAAAAGCAGAGCUUCUGCCAGUGAAGGAGGAAAUGAGCUCGAGUAGUGACGACGAGGGAGAUCAUAUGAUGGAGGAGGUCACGUGACAUCCGGUUACUGGACUUUUUAGUGAUGUUUAGAUUUAUACAUGCUGUUCGGAGAUCCGAGUGCAAGUUUUAAAGCUGAUAACUUACGUGGCUUCCGAUAAUAAGAGCUUUUCCCAUUCUGAACUGACUUCAAUAUUCUUAAUCUACAAACUCUUUUACCGAUGUUAUUACUGAAGUUAUUUUUUAUUUUGGUAUUGUUUGAAAGCGCAUAGAAGGACUAAGGAGACAUUUUAGUGAUUUUGGGGUCUUACAAAUUUAGUAAAGUUAUUCUAAAUAAUAAUUCAAUGUAACUUAAUAAUAUAUAAUUUCAUUUAUAUAAAUUAUUUCAUUACAAAUGUUCACAUUUA